AUGGAUGCGGGUCAGACGCAACACACCAGCCAGAUGUCUUACCAGUGCAAGCAGCCCUGCCUUCCCCCUCCCAUAUGCACAAAGGGGGCCUCCAUCAAGUGUGCUGAUGUGUGCAAAAGCUCACCAUCUUGUGGAAGCUCAUGCGAAACCGUGACGGUGAAGGCCUCCUCUGUGAAGUACGAGGACCCAUGUCAGACGCAACACACCAGCCAGAUGUCUUACCAGUGCAAGCAGCCCUGCCUUCCCCCUCCCAUAUGCACAAAGGGGGCCUCCAUCAAGUGUGCCGAUGUGUGCAAAAGCUCACCAUCUUGUGGAAGCUCAUGCGAAACCGUGACGGUGAAGGCCUCCUCCGUGAAGUGCGAGGACCCAUCCGUGAAGAGCGUGAAGUGCGUGGAUCCAUGCUCUUCCAAGAGCCAAACAGUAUGCAGUGACCCAUGUGGCCACCCAGUAGCCGUGAAGAGUGUGAAGUGCGUGGAUUCAUGCUCUUCCAAGAGCCAAACGGUGUGCAGUGACCCAUGUAGUGACACCGUGGUGGUGAAGUCCGAGUCCGUCAAGUGCGAAAGCCCUUGUGAAAAGCCUUGCCAGACGGUGACUUGCACCAGCCCCUGCCAGUCCAGCGUGUGCCAAGGCCAGACCUACAUCCCUGUCCGCAUAACACCUUGCCAAGGCCAGACGUACGUCCCGGUUUGUGCCUCCCCUUGCCAGGGGCAGACGUACAUUCCUGUCUGCGUACAGCGUCCUGGAUGUGGCUGCGGCCAGAUUGUGGUGGUGCCGCAGAGCCCUUGCUCCAAUCUAUGCGGCAGCUCCUGUGGCAAUGUCUGCGUGGUGCCAUACCAGGUUCAGUCGUCCUCGCCGUGCCAACAUUCCCAGUCCUCUUCCUGCUGCAAACCCUCUUGCUGUUCUCAGCCCAAACUUUCCUGCCCUUCUCAGUCCACUUCUUACUGCAAACACUCCUGUGGUCAUUCCUACACUCACUGUUCCAAGCCAAAAUGUUCCUAA
This is a messenger RNA of Sceloporus undulatus (fence lizard), 999 nucleotides long. Its product is annotated as keratin-associated protein 10-6-like. The transcript has 4 exons. Bases 1 to 999 code for a protein of 332 amino acids. The record is from RefSeq and is a predicted model, not a curated record. NCBI's taxonomy places the organism in Eukaryota, Metazoa, Chordata, Lepidosauria, Squamata, Phrynosomatidae.